Carlito syrichta (Philippine tarsier) is the source of this 2754-nucleotide messenger RNA. RefSeq names its product LDL receptor related protein 10 (gene LRP10). The record is from RefSeq and is a predicted model, not a curated record. Bases 77 to 2236 code for a protein of 719 amino acids. The transcript is spliced from 7 exons. NCBI's taxonomy places the organism in Eukaryota, Metazoa, Chordata, Mammalia, Primates, Tarsiidae. Gene Ontology annotation, cellular component: plasma membrane. Gene Ontology annotation, molecular function: protein binding.
GAGCGCCGCCGCCUCCUCCCUGGGUAGACCACAGACGCGGCUCCGGGGCUCUCCCUGCACCACCGGACGGCCCAGGAUGCUGCCGGCCAUCCUCCUCCUCCUGCUUGGAGGCGCUCUGGCCCAUCCGGACCGGAUCAUUUUCCCAAAUCCUGCUUGUGAGGACCCCCCAGCAGUGCUCUUGGAAGUGCAGGGCACCUUACAGAGGCCCCUGAGCCGGGACAGCCGCAGCUCCCCUGCCAACUGCACCUGGCUUAUCCUGGGCAGCAAGGAGCAGACUGUCACAGUCAGGUUCCAGAAACUGCAUCUGGCCUGUGGCUCUGAGCGCUUAAUGUUACGCUCCCCACUUCAACCACUCAUCUCCCUGUGUGAGGCACCUGCCAGCCCUCUGCAGCUGCCUGGAGGCAACGUCACCAUCACCUACAGCUAUGCCGGGGCCAGAGCACCCAUGGGCCAGGGCUUCCUACUCUCCUACAGCCAAGAUUGGCUGAUGUGCCUGCAGGAAGAGUUCCAGUGCCUGAACCACCGCUGUGUACCUGCUGUUCAGCGCUGUGAUGGGAUAGAUGCCUGUGGCGAUGGCUCUGAUGAAGCAGGUUGCAGCUCAUCCUGGCCUGACCCCAGGCCACUCCCCUCCCCUGCCCUGACUCCAGGCCCCGUCUCCACCCUGCCUUGCAAUCUCACCUUGGAGGACUUCUAUGGAGUCUUCUCCUCCCCUGGAUACUCACACCUGGCCUUAGUCUCCCAUCCACAGUCCUGCCACUGGCUGCUGGAUCCCCACGAUGGCCGGCGGCUGGCAGUGCGCUUCACAGCCCUGGACUUGGGCUUUGGAGAUGCGGUGCAUGUGUAUGAUGGCCCUGGGCCCCCCGAGACCUCCCGGCUACUGCGUAGUCUCACCCACUUCAGCAAUGGCAAAGCUGUCACUGUGGAGACACUGUCUGGCCAGGCCAUCGUGGCCUACCACACAGUUGCUUGGAGCAAUGGUAGGGGCUUCAAUGCCACCUAUCAUGUGCGAGGCUACUGCUUGCCUUGGGACCGACCCUGCGGCCUAGGUUUGGGCCUGGGGGCUGGCGAAGGCCUAGGUGAGCGCUGCUACAGUGAGGCACAGCGCUGCGAUGGCUCAUGGGACUGUGCUGACGGCACAGAUGAGGAGGACUGCCCCGGUUGCCCACCUGGACACUUCCCCUGCGGGGCUGCCGGCACCUCUGGUGCCACGGCCUGCUACCUGCCUGCUGACCGCUGCAACUACCAGACUUUCUGUGCUGAUGGAGCAGAUGAGAGACGCUGCCGGCAUUGCCAGCCCGGCAACUUCCGAUGCCGGGAUGAGAAGUGUGUGUAUGAGACCUGGGUGUGUGACGGGCAGCCAGACUGUGCGGACGGCAGCGAUGAGUGGGACUGCUCCUACGCCCUGCCCCGCAAGGUCAUCACAGCCGCGGUCAUUGGCAGCCUUGUGUGCGGCCUGCUGCUGGUCAUUGCUCUGGGCUGCACCUGCAAGCUCUAUGCCAUCCGCUCCCAGGAGUACAGCAUCUUUGCGCCCCUCUCCCGGAUGGAGGCCGAGAUUGUGCAACAGCAGGCACCUCCCUCCUAUGGGCAGCUCAUUGCCCAGGGUGCCAUCCCGCCUGUCGAAGACUUUCCUACAGAGAACCCUAAUGAUAACUCAGUGCUGGGCAACCUGCGUUCCCUGCUACAGAUCUUGCGCCAGGAUAUGACUCCAGGAGGUGCCUCGGGUGCCCGCCGCCGCCAGCGAGGUCGCUUGGUGCGCCGCCUGGUGCGUCGCCUGCGCCGCUGGGGCCUGCUUCCUCGAGCCAACCCUUCAACUCGGGCCCCUGAGACCAGAUCGCAGGUCACACCUUCUGCUGCUCCCCUUGAGGCCCUAGAUGGCAGCACAAGCCCAGCCUGUGAGGGCGGGGCAGUGGGUGGGCAGGAUGGGGAGCAGGCACCGCCACUGCCCGUCAAGGCCCCCCUCCCAUCUGCUGGCACCUCUCCAGCCCAGCCUACUGUCCCCGAGGCCCCAGGGCCACUGCCUGCACUGCCCCUAGAGCCAUCCCUGUUGUCUGGAGUGGUACAGGCCCUGCGAGGCCGCCUCCUGCCAAGCCUGGGGCCCCCAGGACCCAUCUGGACCCCACCUGGGCCCCAUACAGCAGUCCUGGCCCCGGAAGACGAGGACGAUGUGCUGCUGGUGCCACUGGCUGAGCCAGGGGUCUGGGUGGUAGAGGCAGAGGAUGAGCCACUGCUUGCCUGAGGGGCCCUGGCUCCCCUGGGGGCUCUAGUUACAGUGGCACAACCCUUUAGAGGGUGGGUCAGCUUUCUCUCCACUUCAUUCCUUGUCCCUGGGUCUUUGGGGACUUGGUGAGCCUCCCAUUGAUCCUGUGUAGCUGCUGCAAAGUUAAGUGCCCCUCAGGCAAGAAGAGGGCUUAUACAGAGUCCCCUCUGUACAUGGCCAGACCAUAGUCCUUCCACCACCCACUUCUCCCCAUGCCACCACCGUUCAGGUGACUGUUCUAGAAAGUAAAGUUCUUAAAGAACCAUAGGCCGGGACACUCCAUCCUUGCCAACCCCCCCAAAAAAUAGCCUUAAGUACUGGAAUGCCAAUUGGCUGGAGACCCUUGGCCCCCAAGGGGAGGAUUUGGACAGGACCUGAAGUUUUGCCAACCACAGUCCUUCCUUCAGGGCCUGGCUUACAAAAAGAGCACAGCAAAUGCUUCUGUCCCAUAGCUGGGUCAUUGCCCAGAAGGUUGAGGUAAAAAAAUAAAAGAAUCA